Molecule: messenger RNA, 597 nt
Organism: Aspergillus terreus NIH2624
Lineage: Eukaryota; Fungi; Ascomycota; Eurotiomycetes; Eurotiales; Aspergillaceae
Product: high-affinity Cu transporter CTR3
Exons: 4
Coding region: 1-597 (198 amino acids)
Biological process (GO): copper ion transmembrane transport
Cellular component (GO): membrane
Molecular function (GO): copper ion transmembrane transporter activity
Source: RefSeq, a predicted model, not a curated record
AUGGACAUGGACAUGGAAGGAAUGCACAUGUCCAGCUGCAAGAUUUCCAUGCUUUGGAACUGGAACACCAUAGACGCCUGCUUCCUCUCCGAAUCCUGGCACAUCACCUCGCGCGGGAUGUUCGCCGGCUCCUGCAUCGGCGUCAUUUGCCUCGUCCUCUGUCUGGAGCUCCUCCGGCGCGUCGGCCGCGAAUACGACGCCUUCAUUGUCCGCCGCGCGCGUCUCCGCGCGCAAUACCUCGUCCUGUCACCCGAGUCCACCAAGCCCGCCGCCGCAUCGUCCUCCUCCACGGACGCCAACUACGACGCCGGUGGUGGUGGUCUGCAGGCCACACUCGCCGGGCCAGCCGGCCAGACGGGCAAGAUGCAGUACACGCCGGUGCGGCCGACGCUGGUCGAGCAGACGGUGCGGGCGUCGUUGCACAUGCUGCAGUUUGCCGUGGCGUAUUUUGUCAUGUUGUUGGCGAUGUACUUUAACGGGUAUAUCAUUAUUUGCAUCUUUAUCGGCGCGUUUCUGGGCUCGUUCAUCUUUUCGUGGGAGCCCCUACAGCUGGGGAAGGAGAAUGAUGCAACCGCUGUAACCAAAUGCUGUGGGUAG